Messenger RNA from Plodia interpunctella (Indianmeal moth), 2418 nucleotides. RefSeq names its product protein sneaky-like (gene snky). The transcript has 12 exons. NCBI's taxonomy places the organism in Eukaryota, Metazoa, Arthropoda, Insecta, Lepidoptera, Pyralidae. The record is from RefSeq and is a predicted model, not a curated record. The coding region runs from base 121 to 2262 and encodes 713 amino acids. Gene Ontology annotation, cellular component: membrane.
GAUUUCAAUCAGAUCAUUGAUCAUAGAAAUAAAUAUUAUAUAAUAGAAAUAUCUUACAAAUUCGUAAGAAAUUAAUUACAUAAGGUUCUUGAUACAGAGUGAUAUAAUAUAAUAUAUAAAAUGUGUAUAAUGGCGAUAUGGUUUCUGGGUAGAUAUGUGUACCGAUGUACAUGCAGCAUACUGUACAUGAUAUGCUGGCCAGUCCUCACGGCCACUAGACUGUGUCUCCGCCGGCAUUGUGUGGGACUGUGCAUCAGUUUUGUUGGAGGCAUAUGUCUUGCACAACUGUAUUGUUAUUUCUUCCUGAAGAAGAUUCCGCUACCGCAGUUUGUGAGCAUCGCUUUGUGCAUGGGAUUGAAUUUAUUAAUAGGGGUGGGUAACGCGUGCGCGAUACAACUGCGCUGCAUAUCACUGUUGUCGCUGGCCAUGUACUGCGGGAAGCCGGGGAGGGGCGUGAUGAAGGCUGUCAUCCUCACCUACGUGGUCGCAGGUCCAAUAACAAACAUGUGUAAGAAUGCGCGCGAAGUGGUGCGCGUGUUCGCGUGCACCACUCGUCUCUCGUACAACCUGAGUCAGACCAAGCAUUCUCUUCUCGCCAAGCCCGUGCGCCGCAGCCUGGCCAACAUGACCACGGAUGUCGAUCACAUGAAGGCUUGCAUCAGCUCAAUUGACAAUGUUCUGUCGCCCAUAGAAAAUGAAGUGGAGGGUAGUAAAGAAGCCGCGCAAAGUCGUAUUCAGAACGACUACCUAGACGGCAGGUUCGGCCAUCGGCACCGUUCCCAGGAUAUUGAAAAAAAAUACAAAAUAAAUGAGUCCGAUAAACAAAAAGACAUUUACCAGAAGAAAUACCUGAUGAAGCUCGAGAUCCGCUGUCAAAACCAAUUCGCACGCAGCGUGGCCAUUUGUAUGAACAUGUUCAGGCCACUACAAGAGAGGUACUGUAGGGUCGAGGUGUGCCAGUAUCUGGAUCUGUGUCAAGUGUGCAAUAUACAUAAUUUGACUAAUAUGGACGCCAUCUGUGACAGUGGGAAGCAGGUAGACCCAGGUUUGGGAGAGGGAUAUGAAUAUUUGAAAAAGACUCAUGUCAAAUUAACUAGUCUACAAGACAUCAAGUUGGAGGAAAGGCCUGCGCGCUCGCGCGUGGUCAUCAACAUGCAGGACUCCAAACGCACAGGCGACCUGGUGAUAAAAGCAUUCGAAGAAAAGAACGAGAUAAUGCAAUCAGUGAUAAUUGUUUUGAACAUCUGCAUGGCGAUUCUGUUCCUGCGCAUACCGUCCGCAGCCGCCACCUACCACGACCAGUAUCUGACUGAUAUCGACCACGAUAACACCUAUGUCACGGGGUAUUUCAAGAGGAUAGACGCGCGCAGACGAGCAAAGAAUAAAUACUCGUUGUUACCGCUGAAAAAGAUGGAAAGAAUAAAAUACGUGAACGUCAGGUCAUUCUACUACAUCCCAGCGGACCAGAGCGCGCUGGUGUCUCAUGUGCUGAAGGUGUUGCUGGAGGUGGUUACCGCUACCACGUUCAUCAUGCUGGACCGGCUGUUCUACGAGGCCCUGGAGGUGGUCCGCCAACACGCCGAGGUCGACAUCGCCUCGCAGGAACUACAUAAUAUGGACAUUACGGUGGACGGGCCAGGUAUAUUAGCGGGUAUGGUCCGGAAGCUCAUGGAAGGGUCUUCGGAGAAAUCCACGCUUCGAGAACACUUCACCAACCAGGAUUGUAUGCCUCGACCAAGACUCAUGUCUCACGCUUUCUUCUUUAAAAUCUACGGCGGAUACUUGUGGAUUAUUCUACUGCUGUAUUUGGAUCCUUACACAUUGCGUUUGCGCAGACUGAUCUGCAGUUACUUUUACCCGGUGCGCGAAAAGCAACGAAUCCUGCACCUCUACAACGACAUCCUCAAGAAUCGGAUAAAAUUGCAGAAGACAUUGCGCAGGAAAGCAAUCCAGGCGGUGCGCGCCCACUACCUCUCCGGAGAGAAUCUGCUCAGCUUGAGGAUGAAGUUCCCCAGACUGCUGGGCUGGCUGCGAGUGCUGCCCACGGCCAGGAUGACCUGCCUAAUCUGCGGGGAGACAGAGCCUCGCCAUACCGGCGAGCAUGAGCCCGCCUCGUGGCACUCGUGUGUGACAGCCAACUGUCCGUUCGUGUACUGCGUGGAGUGCUGGCGCGAAGUGGGCCGCUGUCUGGCCUGCGACCCCAGCCUCGCCGACCUGAGCGAUAUGGACUCUCUCAGCGACGACGACCAACCUAGACAUUGAUGCUUUAUAAUGCUUUAUAACUCCUGUUGUCUUUUCGAAGCGUUUGAACCAAGAUGGUUAAAUCGCCAAGGAGCUUAAGUACCUUCUGCUAAAGAAAAUUGCGGUUGAAAGAUUUUUAAUGAAAUAGUGGUGGCGAUUUACACCGCAAAUGUCUGU